CCCCAAUCUCAUCCCCAAUCUCAUCCCCAAUCUCAUCCCCAAUUUCAUCCACAACCUCAACCCCAAUCUCAUCCCCAAUUCCAUCCCCAUUCUCAUCCCCAAUUUCAUCCACAACCUCAACCCCAAUAUCAUCCCCAAUUCCAUCCCCAAUUUCAUCCCCAAUUUCAUCCGCAACUCCAUCCCCAAUUUCAUCCCCAAUUCCAUCCGCAACUUCAACCCCAAUUCCAUCCCCAAUCUCAUCCCCAAUCUCAUCCCCAAUUCCAUCCCCAAUCUCAUCCCCAAUUCCAUCUUCACCAACACCACAACUAUUUCCAAAACCAAAAUCUGGAGCAAGGGCAAGAUCAAAAAAAACCCGAACUCCAUUUCCAACACCUCAAACAACACAUGUAUUUUUGUUUGAUGUGAUUUAA
Messenger RNA from Dictyostelium purpureum, 410 nucleotides. RefSeq lists its product as uncharacterized. Lineage: Eukaryota; Evosea; Eumycetozoa; Dictyosteliales; Dictyosteliaceae. The record is from RefSeq and is a predicted model, not a curated record. The annotation marks the transcript as partial. The transcript has 2 exons.